CAUUGGUUAGCAUAAAAUUUGCGGUUAAACUAGAAAUAAACCACAAAAAUUGACCAUGGAUGUUGGGGAGCUGUUAAACUACCAGCCGGAUCGUGGAGCGAAGCGGCCAAGGGAAGAAGACGGCAGUGAAGACACACGGAGUAAAAAGAGCUCCAGUCGUGACCCGGUCAGGCAUGUGCCUGCCGCUGAUCAGGACAGCGAGGAUCUGAAUCCUGACAAUCAAAAGAUCCUGGACAAACUCAUGGAUCGUGAUGAGGAGCCAGAGGGUGAACCAGUGGAUGAGAGUAUGGUGAAGAAAAUGAUUCUGACCUUUGAAAAAAGGUCUUACAAAAACCAAGAGCUGAGGAUUAAGUUUCCUGAUUGCCCAGAGAAGUUCAUGGAGUCUGAGCUUGAUCUGAAUGACAUCAUCCAAGAGAUGCAUGUGGUCGCCACGGUACCUGAUCUCUAUCACCUGUUGGUAGAGCUCAACGCUGUUCAGUCCUUGCUGGGUCUGCUCAGCCACGAGAAUACAGAUAUAGCCAUCGCUGUUGUGGAUUUGCUUCAGGAGCUGACAGACAUUGAUACUCUCCAUGAGAGUGAAGAGGGAGCAGAAGUGCUCAUUGAUGCCUUGUUGGAGGGCCAAGUGGUGGCCUUACUGGUCCAGAACAUGGAGCGUCUGGAUGAGACUGUGAAGGAGGAGGCAGAUGGAGUCUACAACACUCUUGCCAUCACUGAGAACAUGGCUGAGUUCAGACCAGGCCUGUGCACAGAGGCUGCUCAGCAGGGGCUAAUGCAGUGGUUACUCAAGAGAAUAAAGGCAAAGAUGCCUUUCGACGCUAACAAGUUGUACUGCAGUGAAGUCCUUGCCAUAUUGCUUCAAAACAAUGACAGCACCAGAGAGCUGUUGGGAGAGAUGGACGGUAUCGAUGUUUUACUGCAGCAGCUUUCUGUGUUCAAACGGCACAACCCAGCCACAGCGGAGGAGCAGGAGAUGAUGGAGAACCUGUUUGAUGCUCUGUGCUCCUGUCUCAUGCUUCCGGCCAACCGUGACCGUUUCCUCAGGGGAGAAGGGCUCCAGCUCAUGAACCUCAUGCUCAGGGAGAAGAAGAUGUCUCGCACCAGCGCCCUCAAGGUUUUAGACCACGCCAUGAUUGGCCCUGAGGGCUCAGACAACUGUCACAAAUUUGUGGACAUCCUUGGCCUGCGCACCAUUUUCCCUUUGUUCAUGAAGACACCAAAGAAAAUGAGAAAAGCAGGAGUGACGGACAAGGAGCACGAAGAACAUGUGUGUUCCAUAAUAGCCUCGAUGCUCAGGAACCUGAAAGCCCAGCAGAGAACAAGGCUCCUCAGCAAAUUCACAGAGAGCGACUGUGAAAAGGUUGACAGACUGAUGGAGCUGCACUUUAAGUACCUGGCAGCUGUUCAGCAGGCUGACAAGAGGAUUGAAGGCGAGAAGCACGACAUGGUGCGGCGUGGUGAAAUCAUCGAUGACUCCAUGGAGGAUGAGUUUUACCUGCGACGGCUGGACGCAGGGCUGUUUGUUCUUCAACUAGUCUGCUAUAUAAUGGUGGAGAUAUGCAACGCUGGAAUUCCACAGUUACAGCAGAGGGUGCAUCAGAUCCUAAACCUGAGAGGGGGUUCGGUGAAAGUCGUCCGACACAUCAUGAGAGAGUAUGCAGAGAGUAUUGGAGAUGGCAAGAGUGAAGAAUUCAAAGAGAGUGAACAGAAGAGGAUCAUGGAACUCCUGGAAAUCUUCUAACAGUUCAGCUGGCUCCCAGCCAAUGACCCGGUCACAUCCUGCAGACACACUCACUUCACAGGGCUCUGCAUCGAAAGGCUUUUCUUGCUCUGCUAUAGUGUGGUAGCCUAAGUACUGUCCUACAUUUAGGCUAUGUUAUUGAACUAUAUUCAGAUACAGCCAAGAUUUUUUUCUAAAUAUGGCUAUAACCAAAACCUCCUCUAUUAUUCCCUGUCUUUUCUUCCUUCCUGUGACAUGAAUGGACUAAAGAAGUGGAGACACUCUAUCAGACCCAUCUAGUGGGACUGGCACACAAAAUGUGUUUUUUUUUUUUUUUUCAGCCAGUUCAGGUUAAAAACCUGAGUGCAGAAGGAUGGGAGGACCCAUGCCUGUUGUAGAACACAGCCUUUGUGAGUCUGCAUCAACAGGGGCCUGCUUAAACUGGUGUUUUCAAACAGCUACCAAUUGAAAAGUUUAAUACACAACCACACAAUGUCAGGUGUGACUGGAUUUCUUUGAACACAUGACAUUUUAUUUGUGAAAAUUGUUACUUUUUAUAUAUGUGAGAGAUUCAGUUUGUUAUCGAUGAUAAGGUGAAAAAGCCUA
Messenger RNA from Chanos chanos (milkfish), 2323 nucleotides. RefSeq names its product catenin, beta like 1 (gene ctnnbl1). Lineage: Eukaryota; Metazoa; Chordata; Actinopteri; Gonorynchiformes; Chanidae. The coding region runs from base 56 to 1738 and encodes 560 amino acids. Gene Ontology annotation, cellular component: spliceosomal complex. The transcript has 16 exons. The record is from RefSeq and is a predicted model, not a curated record.